Mollisia scopiformis is the source of this 1018-nucleotide messenger RNA. RefSeq lists its product as uncharacterized. The transcript is spliced from 2 exons. NCBI's taxonomy places the organism in Eukaryota, Fungi, Ascomycota, Leotiomycetes, Helotiales, Mollisiaceae. The record is from RefSeq and is a predicted model, not a curated record. Bases 186 to 617 code for a protein of 143 amino acids.
AUUCGUUGUCUAUCGCAUGCUGGAAAGGAUGUCAAAUGUUCCGGUCAUGGAGAGCAUCUGGUAGUAGUAACCGGUCACACCAGGACCAAUACAUCUCUGAUGCCAUAACAUUCUACAUCUUCUCCAACUGUGGAACUUCUCUCGCCAGUUCCAUUGCGUCCCCCAAAACGUCGACAACAAUCAAAAUGCAACUCUCAACCCUCACACCCUCCCUCCUCUACGCCCUCCUCUCCCUCAACCCCGCCGCAGUAAACACCCUCGCCGGCUUCUCCUCAACAUCCACCACCUCAAACACCACUCCUCUCCGCCAAGAUACCUACAUCCCACCCGCAACCAACCUUUUGACACACCGAUCCCUACUCUCCCACCGACGGCGGCAAGAACUCCCAACAGGCCUCGUAAACGCCACGGUCACAUGCCGCGACGGCGAGUUUCAGAACCCGGACGACGAUAUAGCGGCGGUUGUUUGCGGGCAGUACUAUAAGUGUGGUGAUGGGGAGGAGGCCGAGCAGGUGCAGUCUGGGACUGGGGAGGUGGUUUGGAGUGCGGUUUGUGAGGGGUGUGUUGCGGGCCAGGCGAGUGAUAAAGUUAGUGGGUGUGUUUGGACGGAGAUGUAAUAUUGGUUUUAGACUUAAAGAAGAAUAAGAUAAUUUUAAGUCUGGAUGGGGGGUUGAUGAAGUGUGGUGAUUGUGAAGCUGAAAUUUCAGACAUUGAGGCUUUUAGUUGUUGGUCUUGAAGUCUUUUUUCAGGAUGGAGGAGACGUCGCUCUUGAGAGGAAGGCUUAGGACUCAUCGCUGUACAUGCGUAGUUAUAACAGUCAAUAUUUGACCGGUGUCAUGGUUGAUGUGCGAAAAGAGUUUUUGGGUGGAGGUUGAGAGAACCUUGAAGCUGCUUCAAAACAGGAACGAGACUUUCAUGAUAUCGGGGUCUUGGACAAUCAACAAUCAUUCAUUGAUCCGUUAAGAGAAAUAAAGCUUGAAGUGAGGGUGAAGUGAUAUUUGAGCUCUGGAACUCGGAG